Messenger RNA from Pseudovirgaria hyperparasitica, 2577 nucleotides. RefSeq lists its product as uncharacterized. Gene Ontology annotation, molecular function: protein binding. The record is from RefSeq and is a predicted model, not a curated record. The transcript has a single exon. NCBI's taxonomy places the organism in Eukaryota, Fungi, Ascomycota, Dothideomycetes, Acrospermales, Acrospermaceae. The coding region runs from base 153 to 2519 and encodes 788 amino acids.
AGCUCGGAGGAGCAUCACCUGCUGCGAUUACCUACAAGAUACAGCUUUCAGGCCUACCUUCGAACCGAAUUGAAAUAUAAUACCUACCCUUGAAUCUUCUUCUGCCACAAAUGGAGCCUUGUCAUUAGCUUGAACACGAUGCGCGGUGCUUCAUGUACCUUUUUGGCUCCUUACAAAGGUCGACGAGAAACUCCUCCGUCUCGCAAAUAAGAGGUGGACCAAUCUUAGAAUUCUUAUACCCGGGGGUUCCGGUUAUGGGAGCUGGAAAUACGACUUCUUCGAGAUCACGCCGUCGUGAUAUGUCAAGAGUUGUAGCCGAUCGUGAAGAUGUUAAUGCACUACUCAUCAAGGCUCUCGUGCGAGCGGGAUCCUGUAGGAAGCACAACAAACACGAGGCAAUACGAUCAUGCGGAACUUCCCAGAGUCGGUGGAAUUGUCACAGAACACAAGGUCUCUUUACAUGCACUAAAUCCAGCACCAAGCGCACUUUCUCUACCACUGGUCGCCAUCUUGACACGCCAGCUACAGUUCCAGCCCAGGAUAUACAAAAGUCUGGAGAUUUCGAGGCGGCGAUUGAUACUCUGAUCGGGCCUAGAAACUGUCACGGGGGCGCGAAUGCCCUGAAGACACAGCAUGGACCGAGUACAAAGCGUUCAAAGCCCAGUACAGCUAGAUCGGUAGACGAAAUUCCUGCACCUUCUGCACCUCCAACCUCUUCAACACCAGCACAAUCAACCAGCCAUAGCAUCCCAGUGUCGAAAGCCGGUUUUAAGCUCCGGCGUAGCGCAGCCUCAAUUGCAGAGCAAAGGCCGCCCGAACACUCUUCGCUGAAGAAUGAUGCUUUGGAGAAGAUCAGCAUAGGAGAUGCUACCGGGAUGACAAGAGUUGACUCGCUGGCCAUUGAAGUCGCGGACCGUUACCCAAGAGAACGAACUUGGAGAGAGUCAUGGCAGGUCGCAACGUAUUGCAAAACCUAUGUGCCGGGCUUCAAGGAGGCUGACCAAAGAUCGAAGCGCAUCUUCGUCAACUGUGUUCAGUACUGGAUCGACAAAGCAAAGAGUUUCGAGGCUGCAUCAUUGACAGACUACCAUCUCUCUAAAGAUGAGCUAUAUGCUCUCCUUGAAGAUGCCCCAGGAUUCGAAAAAUGGUUGAAACGACUCCGAUGGCGAGAAUCACAAGACUUGCAAGAUAUUGAGGUUGCGAAUGAAGAGAGGAUAUCUCAUGACAUUUUACAGCCACUCACUCCGACUGAGGAUACUGAGCAGACUGUGAGGAUAAUACAGGACCUGAUACGAUGGUACAAGACCCCGCCAAACGUGGUAUACAACCUGUAUAGCAGCCUUCCUGAACCGCGUCCUCUCCAACUUGGCAAAGUCACUGCAUACGAUCUACUAUCGUUCUUUAAUCUUGUUCAUAGAUCAGACCCAGCGUCUUCAGAACGAUACUUUACACUUCUGGACGAAUACCGGGCUUGUGGGGUCGAAAUUGGGACCCGUCACUGGAAUUGGGCUAUACGAAUCGCAGGCCAGUCUGGCAACCAUGCUGAAGAUAACGACGUAGAGACGUCCCUAUGUCUCUGGCGGGAGAUGGAACGCCAAGGCCAUGCGUCAAAUGAGAUCACAUUCAAUGUUUUAUCACAAGUGGCGCUAAAGGCUAAAAACUUCGACACAGUCAUGAUGAUUAGGAAGGAAAUGAAACGUAGGCAGAUACGCAACAGUCGAUACUUUGAUGUGGGCUUGAUAAGCUAUUAUGGCGUCGUCGGGGACUGCCAGGGCAUCAGGCAUGCGUACAAGAAAAUGGUCAGCCAGGGUUCAGUCAUCGACACUCUGGUGCUCAACGCCGUGAUCACUGCGCUUAUAGCUGCAAACGAUCCUGUGGCUGCCGAGCAGGUCUUCCAUCGCAUGAAAGACCUGCAAAGCGCCAAGCAACAAAGCACGAUGUUGUAUCGCCAUACCGUGAAGUGGAAGUGGGAAGGUUGGCAUCUGAGUGCUAUUGAAGGAAAUCCCAGACACCGAUGGAGAUUGGCGCUGGCCCACAAGCACGCUCUGGUUGGCCCGGACAUAGCCACAUAUCGCCUUCUGCUUGGAUAUCACGCCCGGCUCACAGGAAACCUCGAUCGCGUGACGGAACUGUUGCAGGAACUCACCUCCGCAGGUGCGACUUCUGACGGCCACAUCUUCAUGUCCCUCUUCGACGGCUUCAAGAGACACGGAGCACUUCCUUAUAGCGCCUGGACUGAAGCACGACUGGACAAGGUGUUUGUCGCUCUGUGCACAGCUCUCGACGCAGCACUCGACGCAGAUGUCAACCCUGCUCGCAUGACAGUCGGCUUGGUCACCACAAUCCUCAGAGCUUACGCCAAAUGUACAACAAGAGAGCGUGUGCUAGAUGUCUGGCACGAGCUUGACAUACGGUGGACACACCCCCAUCCACAAGAAAGAGAAGCUGCGCUUGACAGAUUAUCUGUACUAUUAAACGAGCCCUCCACACCGUCUAGUGGACACUUCGCCAGUGCAUAGCGUAGCUUCGAGCUUUGUAUAAUAUAAUGAUAUAUUGUUUUGUAUUGUAUAUACUGCA